This is a messenger RNA of Echinococcus granulosus, 432 nucleotides long. RefSeq lists its product as hypothetical. The transcript has a single exon. The coding region runs from base 1 to 432 and encodes 143 amino acids. NCBI's taxonomy places the organism in Eukaryota, Metazoa, Platyhelminthes, Cestoda, Cyclophyllidea, Taeniidae. The record is from RefSeq and is a predicted model, not a curated record.
AUGAAACGCGUCCGAAAACUAACUGCUGCCAUGCUCGCCUUAACAAACAUAUCUCUGACACUCUCACUCUUGCUACCGUAUUGGGACUGCGGACGCAUUCUCAGAGAAUGCAUUGAAGAUGGCCGUGCUUAUCGUGAGGUUAUGUUUGCUGUGGCCACAUUGCUCGCCAUUGGUUUGUCUUUACUCUUCGCUGUCUUCAUUAUCGAAGUUGUACUACUCUGCGCAAAGGCCAUACCUACGGGUACUGUUACUGUCCGAUUUGUAUUUAUCUACAUGGGUUCGCUGUCAUCUUUUUGCGGUGUGCUGUUGUACACUGGUCUCGUGAUAGGUCGAUGGGCCUACUUUUUGGCCAUCUUUGGUGCAACCAUCGCUUUCGUGGUGCAAAAAUUGGCCAUGAUCUCCUGGCGAUGCGUCAUAGCAGAGGAUUCGUAG